Molecule: messenger RNA, 693 nt
Organism: Mesorhabditis spiculigera
Lineage: Eukaryota; Metazoa; Nematoda; Chromadorea; Rhabditida; Rhabditidae
Source: the annotation of a GenBank genome assembly
AUGCUAAUUGAGAGGCAACGAGCAAAGAGUAAACACUACUACUAUUAUCACCUUUUCUCAACGCCAUGGCUCACCACCAUCACGCUCAUUCUCUCCUUUACCUUCUUCUCAAUCUCGAUUAUCAAUUACGGGAUCAUGUUCAACUUUGAGAAGAUGAGCGGGUCGAUCUACAUGAAUAUGGUGUACACCGGGUUAAUAAGAUGGGCAACGAAUGUGGCAUUUGCCUGGCUCGACUACAGGCACAAGUGGUGCGGGCGCAAAUUUGUGCACUGGUUCGGGCUGUUGUUCAUCGUUUUGCCUCUGCUCCUCGUCAUUGGGGCCCAUUACUACGAAAUGUCGGAGCAGCUGAGCUUUUGGAUUCGUAUCUCGAUCCUCAUUGCCGUGUCGAUGACGUCCCAGAUUUACAUUGCCGCCACGAUCCUGUCGAACGAAAUAUUCCCCACGCCAAUCCGAAACCUCGGCUACUCGUUCCAAUCGUUCUUCAACCGUUGCGGUGUUACGCUUUCGCCAUUUGUCUUUUAUUUGAGUGACCACUGGAUCGGUUUGCCAUUCGUGGUGAUGUGCAUCACGGCCCUGAUCGACAUCCUCACCUGGCACUUUGUUCUGCCGGAAACCAAGAACCAAGCCAUGGUGGAGCACAUGCCGAGUCGGAAGCGGCGGAAUCAAGAAAAGGAUCUGACCCUCAUCAAAACA